Molecule: messenger RNA, 8140 nt
Organism: Paramormyrops kingsleyae
Lineage: Eukaryota; Metazoa; Chordata; Actinopteri; Osteoglossiformes; Mormyridae
Product: low-density lipoprotein receptor-related protein 8-like
Biological process (GO): receptor-mediated endocytosis
Cellular component (GO): apical plasma membrane; signaling receptor complex; plasma membrane
Molecular function (GO): hormone binding; protein binding; calcium ion binding
Source: RefSeq, a predicted model, not a curated record
CAAAGGUACAAAUUGGUAGCCUUUUAUCUGACAGUCUACUGGAUCUCCCAGUACAGACUGAAGCUCACAGAAAACCAGGAUAUUCUCAUUCUUCUGGAUCUCAAAGUAGAAGGGCACUGCCAAGCACGUGAUCCAAAAUCAAAGAAGCCCACUUGAUUCUUGGCAGAGUGAAAUACCCCAACCCCCCCGUCAUUUAAUGGCCUCUUACACACUCGAGGUUUUGAAAUGUGGACUAUUGCUGUUUUCCGCUCCAAGUCAAAAUUCUUCUAUGUCUGACAAAAGAUAUCUGCUAAGUAACAUAACUGCUGUAAUGUAUGACAUUUGUGGGGAAUUUACUUUUUAUAGCAAUUUAAACAUGUGUAUAUCAUUGCUGAAUUUAUUACAGUUUUGUAUGUAUCUUGCUGGGGCUUCCUCUCCCGUUCAAAGGUGACUUGAUGUUAAACGCUUCGCGUUACGCUGUAUGUUUCCUAAGAGAGGUUCAUUGGGUAACAGCCAUUGAAAAUGGAUCUGUAAUAUUACAAUUGCUGCUGCCGUAAGAUAUAAAGUUUGCCUACAGGGUUUACCACAGGUCAAAUCCCUUCUGUGCAAACAUCAAAGCGUAUGAACAGCUCUAUUUUCGCGCAAAGCUGACCAUGGUUAGAAGUAGGGAACUGACAUAAGUAAUAUUUUUUUUGCAGAUCUUGCAUUUAUUUUACGGCGUGUUCCGCUUUCGUCUCCUGCUCGCUUUACGCGUGAUUUCCCGUCUCUUUAUUAAUAUUUUAAUUAAUUUUCCUUGCUGGACAAUUGAAGAGGCGGCCCCGCCCAUAAGCGCCGUCGUCACCACUUCAAAUUGCUAGUGGGCCUGGAGGACGAUCGGUGAGGUAGCGCAGUCGCAUCGCUGGAGGACGGGAAUCGGACGGGAAUCGGACUGGCUCCGGCUUGCGCUUUAGCUCCGAGAUGUGGACCGAAAUGGGGAAGGUGAUGCUGCUGCAUUUAUUUCUUGUGGAGCUACACUCCGCCAAAGGGUCUACAACGGAAUGUGAGACGGGUCAGUUUCAGUGCAAAAACGGAAGAUGUAUACCCACGAUCUGGAGAUGCGAUGAUGAUGACGAUUGCUCGGACAGCAGCGACGAAGAGAACUGUCCAGCAAAAAAUACCUGUGGCCCGUCGGACUUCACUUGCAGCAAUGGCCAAUGCGUGCCUGCUAGGUGGCGCUGUGACGGCGAGCCCGAGUGCUCUGAUGGGUCUGAUGAAGUGGACUCCACGUGCAGUCGACAGACGUGCCCCCCGGAGAAGUUCGACUGCGGUGGCUCCGCCAACCGGUGCGUGUCGCUGUCAUGGCGAUGCGACGGAGAGCGGGACUGCGAGAAUGGGGCUGAUGAGAAGGAGUGUGCCGCAGAAGCUGGGGAGACCAACAGAAAAAUGGCUGUUCUGUUGAGUCCUGAAGACCACGCUGUUGACUUGUUGCUGACUUCCACUAACCAGCUGAAGAGCCAUGAUACCCUGAUUACAACGAAUGCUACAUUUUGGAGACGAGUGGUAACCAUAAACGCCAAAGCCUGUGGCAGUGACGAGUUCCAGUGUGCCGACCGCAAGUGCGUGGCGGGCUCGCUGCGCUGUGACGGCGACGAUGACUGCGGCGACGGCAGUGACGAGGAGGCGUGCGCCGCGCCCACCUGCGGCCCGCACGAAUUCCGCUGCGACAGCUCGGAGUGCGUGCCGCUGCUGUGGAGCUGCGACGGCGACCCUGACUGUGCCGAUCGCUCCGACGAGUCUGCGGAGCGCUGCGGCACGCGGCGUGCAGCUCCUGCCGUCCCCGGGCCCCGCUGCGGCCCCGCCGAGUUCCGGUGUGGCAGUGGCGAGUGUGUGCGCCUGGCCUGGAAAUGCGACGGCGAUGGCGACUGCAAGGACAAGUCUGAUGAAGUGGACUGCCCCCUGCUGACGUGUCGCCCUGACGAGUUCCAGUGCGGCGACGGCUCCUGCAUCCAUGGCACCAAGCAGUGCAACAAGGUGCACGACUGUCCCGACUCCAGCGACGAGGCUGGUUGCAUUAACGCCACCAAGUGCGAAGGGCCCCAGAAGUUCAUGUGCAAGAACGGAGAGUGCAUCGAGGGCAGCCGUGUGUGCGACUCUAACCGGGACUGCAAGGACUGGUCCGACGAGCCGGCCAAGGAGUGCGGUCUGAACGAGUGUGCCAUCAACAAUGGCGGCUGCUCCCACAUCUGCACGGAUCGCCGAAUCGGCUACGAGUGCGGGUGCCCCCCAGGAUACAAGCUUCUGGACAAGAAGACGUGUGGAGAUAUAGAUGAAUGCGCCAACCCCAAUGCCUGCAGCCAGAUCUGCAUCAACUACAAAGGCGACUACAAAUGCGAGUGUUACGAGGGCUACGAGAUGGACCCCGUCACCAAGACCUGCAAGGCGGAGGGCAAGACCCCCUACCUGAUGUUCACCAACCGGCACGAGAUCCGCCGCAUCGACCUAGUGAAGAGGGACUACACGCAGGUGGGGCCCACGCUGAAGAACGUGGUGGCGCUGGACGUCGACGUGUCCACCAACAGGAUGUACUGGUGUGAUCUGUUCCACCGCAAGAUCUACAGCGCGCACAUCAGCAAGGCCAGUGACUCCUUCCAGCAGGUGACCCUGAUUGACUCGGCGCUCUUCUUGCCUGGGGGUCUGGCUCUGGACUGGGUCCACAAGAACCUGUACUGGACUGACUCCGGGGACAAGAGCAUCUCCGUGAUGACGGUGGAUGGCAAGAAGAGAAGGAUCCUGAUCAACACAGAGCUGAGCGAGCCCCGCGCCAUCGCCGUCGACCCCAAACAAGGAUUUAUGUACUGGUCUGACUGGGGAGUGCAGGCUAAAAUAGAGAAGGCGGGCCUGAACGGAGUGGACCGCCAGAUUCUGGUGUCCGAGAUGAUUGAGUGGCCCAACGGCAUCACUUUGGACUUGCCCAACAGACGCUUGUACUGGGUGGACUCCAAACUCCACCUCAUCUCAAGCAUCGACUUCACGGGCACCAACAGGAAGGUGCUGCUGUCCUCGGCAGACCAGCUGAGUCACCCCUUCGCUCUGACCGUGUUUGAGGACAGGCUGUACUGGACCGACCUGCAGAGAGACGCCAUUUUCAGCGCCAACCGUCUGACAGGCAGCGACGUGGUCACGUUGGCCGAACACCUGAACAACCCGCACGACAUCGUGGUGUUCCACGAGCUGCGGCAGCCCAAAGCACCAGACAGCUGUAACAUGGGGGGUGUUCACAAUGGAGGGUGUGAGUACCUGUGUCUGAAAGCCCCCCAAAUUACGGAGCACUCCCCCAAGUACACCUGCGCAUGCCCUGACGGGAAGGAGCUGGGUCCAGACAUGCGGAAAUGUGUGCCAGCUUCACCACCCAUCAAAUCCAAAACGACUCCCGCGGCCCCCAGGCGCGCCCCCACCGUCUCAGCUGGCACAUCCGAGACUUCAUCAGUAGCCCCAGAGACCACAAGGGCGUCCGUGUCCCCGAAGACCUCCACCCGCACGCCUGCCCCCUGGUCCUCCGGCCCGGGCAGCAGGAUGGCCCCCACGGCCCUGCGGCCCUCCCCCGGCAUGCAGCCCGAUGGCGCCCUGGGGGAGAACACCAACAUGUCCCACCACUCUGGGAAUGAGCACUUUCUCCUUGGCAACCAGGUGGUGGCAGCAUUGAGCAUCGUCAUCCCUAUAGUGGUCGCCGGCCUCCUCUGCAGCGGUGGCUACCUGAUCUGGCGCAACUGGCGGCGGAGGAACACGAAGAGCAUGAACUUCGACAACCCCGUGUACCGGAAGAGCGCUGAGGGGGAGGAGGACGAGAUCCACAUCGGCCGGACCGAGUCGCUGGGCCACGUGUACCCAGCCCUUCCAGCAAGCAGCGGAGUCACCGGCGGAAUUUGUCAGCCCUUCAUCUCACUGCCAUUAGGGGGCAGCAGUACGCCUGACCCGGGGACACACUGGUACGCGGGACAGCCAGCGCUCUCUGGCACCAAGUGAGACUUCGGCCAGGAAGGGACAGCUGCUCUGGCACAUGCACAGCGACCCUGUCGCCUAGGCGAUGCGGGUCACGUCCAGUCCAGCCUGUGCCCGGUGACUUGCAGAAACUUACCUAAUCAUUUUUUAUACAGAGUUUGGGAACAAUCAGAGUGUUAUUUUUGAUGACAGUCACAAAUGGAUGCAUUUCAGCACUGUUACUCGCUUCGUUCUCUCAUGUCACGUAUGAGAGGCCUUCGAUCAAGCAGAAUCACCUUCCAGCCUUUUUUUUCAACUCCAGGCCCGCCCGCACGUCAGCUCCAAAGAACGGAAACACGGACGGCGCCUUGAAAGAUGGGACAGGCUGCGAUGACGUCAUUCCCACGCAUUCAGGGAUGCAGCAGUCUGCUGCUCCUUUCAUCUUUCAUCCUGAAAUGUCUUCUGAAAUUGCUCUCGGGUGUUGGCUUCUAGACAGCAAGGUCGGUGGUGCUGACUGGGCUGCCCCCAUGAGCCAAACUGGCUUCUUGGCCUGCGUCCCGUUGCCCAGUGUCCCCGCUGGCAAAAAGGCUGUCAAGCUGGCUACCUGCGGUCUUGUGCGUUUUGGGAGAUAGCGUGGCGAGGAACAAAAAGCAUGGCUCACCCUCAAUCCGAGGCUGUCGACACAAUGGGCCGGUUUUGGCUGGUUUUAUGUCGCAUUGUGCCAGCUGCAGUGGCUGACAAAAUAACUGGCAGCAUUUUUAGUAUGUGUUAACACUUCCUGGGUGCCCUCUAGGGGGCGCUUGGGUCAGUCUUUCCCUGAUGUUCACAUCUUUCACAUCUGAAAUGUCAUUGUCUCCUGGGGAAUCCUUAAGUGGAACUGGGGUCCAGCUGUUCAGUAACAUCUAAGCUCCCUGCUCGCUAGAAAACAUUUUACCCAGCAUGCUCUGCUGUCCUCACUGGAGUUUAUAGUCAGUUUAAGGUAUCAGUAAGGUAUAAAUAUAAAUGUGCAGCAAGGCUGAGGGACAUGAGAGAGCAGAAGAAAGGAGUGGUUUUGGGGGAGAUUUUGGUGUGUUUCCCUGGGGGAAGACUGGUGACCGUGGCUGUGUUCUCCAGUGCAGGGACUCUGCUCCCACAAUGCUUUGCGGUCAGAGAUCAGCACAGUGGCUCUUGCUGUGACUUUUUCCAUGCAGGUGACUGAUCUGGGAAGAGCAAGGUGCUGUGCCAGCGUGUCAGAAAGCUCAUCGUCGUAGUGGAACCUGCAGCGUCUGCCCGUCUGGUUGGGGCCUUACAGGCUGGGUAGCCGAUACAGAGAUUUAAUAUAUGGCUGAAUGAAACACGGCACUUUCAUGGGAGCUCCUGAAUUAUUCAUACUGCUAUGGAAGGCCGAUUAACCUCUGGACAAAGGAUCCGAAUGAAAAAGAUGAGUAGAGACAAGUCUUAUAGAAGUAAUAUCUUUUAAGAUAUGAAAGUGUUGUGCGGCCAUAUAGGUAGGGACGAAAUGCAAAAGAUUACAUAUUAAAAGAGAAAAUGCUGAUGCUACCCAAUGAAAGCAAUGUAUUGUGAAUUAAAAUGUACUCACGACAUUAAAGUGUAUAACAGUAUUUUGCAUUUUCAUAUAUGCAAUAUUGUGCCUGUAUUAUACAUUGAAUUUUUCAAUAUAUGAUACAAGCAUGCCAUUUUUUAACAAAAAAUAUUUUUGAGAGUAUUUCUUAUACUUUAUAUGUUUAGUGCAGUGUUUUUAACAUAUAGAAAUAUUUCUUAUGUGUUGGAUCUUUUAUUUUAAUGUAGAUAUAUUGUUUUUUAAGAAUUAACGGUUGUUAAUCCUUAACUAGUUAUGCUGGCUGAAUGUGGGAGAAUCCAGCCAUCUCAGAACUGUUCCUCCCCAGCUCACGUGUAAAACGUGACAUAGGACAUCCGUGUCAGUAGAUGGCACUGUUGCAAGGACUGGUGAGGCUAGUGAGAUGAACGAUUGCCACCACCUGCAUCACACUUGGGAAAAAUGAACAGUAGGAUUUCACAUUCUUGUGAGAGCAAGAAUGACAUCUCUGGUUGUGGUGGCAAUCCAUCAUGCGGCGUGGGGAAUUGGCCCAGAGACAGAGGUUUACUGGGGAUGCAGCUGCAGUGGGGCCAACAGGUUUGGAGUCAAGCAGGAAAUGGAAAGUAGGUGUGUAGAGUCAUGGGUGAAACCAACACAUGAAUACAGUUUGUGGAGAAGGGGAUAGGAAUCCAAUCAAUACAAAUGCAUCUGGUCACAUGACCAUCUGGCCAUCUGAAGAGGCCACACCCCCUCCUUUCUCUCACCGGUAUCUUGUGCUCAUUCACUGUUUUCCCUCCAUGCCUGGAUGCAGUAGGUCAAGAUGGCGAACAUGCAGAACAAAAGGAGGGAAUGACGUGCUAUGUGAGUAUGGCGCUCAGCUCCCGCGGAGAUCUGCUUAUCAUUCGAAUCAGCGCUCCUUCAUGUUUCGGUUACAGGGGCCUGCGGCUAAUUUUGAGCGACUUUUCAGUUUCGCUUUGCUCCAUCUGUUUGAUAUGCGGGCGCACAGGUUGCCGCAGGUGGGCGGUCCUCGCACGGCUUCCGCACGUAAUUGGCACGUUCGCUCAGUGUGGGCCGCUCAAUAACAGCAUCCUCAAUGUGAGACAGGUAGCGUGAGUCAUGGAAAUGGCCCCUUGCCCGUUAAGUGUUUAAAUGUCUCUGAUUGGACCGUGCCUCUCUGCCAGAUAAAACAACAGUGCCUCCUCUGGUCACCCCAGGGAAUGCCAAUUAGCAUAAGUGUAAUGGUGUGCAGAUGGCCUCCUGUCUAUCAGAGAACAGCCCAAGCCUUCUGAGGUGAAACUUUCACUCAUUCUGGACCUCCUCAGCCUCCAUCUGCCUGCUGUAAUUGAAGUGUGCGUUUGUGUUGGAGAUGGACAGUAUCUGGGGACUACAAAGCUUAAAACUAAAAUAAGAAGAACUAUAAAACUUCUGACUUUAGCCAGGCACUGUCGUCCAGUAACCUUUUUAAAUCACAAACUUUUCCUUUUCUGAUUAGCGAUGGCCGCUGGUGUUUUCCUGCAGAGGUCCGCUGAUUAGCAAGCGGCCCGCUGUUCACGUUGCUAUGAGACCUCGGAGCAUGAAACGAAGGGCUCCCGGCAGCUAGAGUGAAACUUGAAGAGAUCAUUUCUGUCUCCUGGAUAAGCCUGUGUGCCACAGUGCUGUCUUCUAAGUGAGACUGAAACAGGUAUUACUGCUCUGCCAUCUUACCCUCCACUGCGACCAUGACCUCUGUCCUGCUUAGAUCCUCAUUAUUGAAAGGCCAGGUGUCUCAAAAGGGCCAGAGCUCAUUGGUCAGCUGCCAGGUGUUUGGACGGCUAGGCCAAUCCGUGGCCUCUGUUUGGAUCUCAGCAACGAAUCACCCUUAUGUAUCCUGUGUGGGCGUUUCUGCCCUUAAAAUGGGCCCAGGGUUUGCUGUCAAUUCCCUGAUUCUAAUUGCAAUGUUCAUGUCAUGUUGAUAAUAUGUUUUUAUUGUGUGUUACUUGGGGGGGAUGGUCAUAUAUUUUUGUGUCUUUUUUUGUCAGUAUAAACAAGGUUUUAUGGGGGGCUGGCGGGGGGUUGGAGCUGGUCAGUCGUUCCUCUCUAAAGGAUCCAUUUUUAAUGGCGAUUUGUUGCACAGAAUCCUUUUAAAACACCCACUACACUGUGUAAGUGUGAACAUGGGUGAGUAAUAUGGACUUUUAUCAUUGUAAUAUGGUUUUAAAUCCUGAUUUGUAAAUAUGUUUUCAUACGACGGAAUUUUUGAUAAGGUUUUAAAUGUUUCUGUAAAGGCAAAUGUGUAUAUAAGAUUCUAGACAGAAGUGUAGACCAUACAUACAUGAACUUACCCGGCCAUUAGGAUUUCUUUACUGCUUCACUGUAACACGAAAUGACUUUGCCAAAGUAUUUGUUUUUUUUUCUUUUACUUUGGUUGUUAUCCUUUAAAGCUUAACUAAGUGUGUGGAUAUUGCUUUACUCCAUUUGACACAGUAGAUUCAUGUGUAUGCAGAGGUGUUAUUUAAUUUAUUGGUGCCUUGUUUACAUUUUUAAAUGUGUGUGGGGGGGGGUUAUGUCCUGGCCUCUGUAUCUACAUGAAAUGUCUGAUGUGUAUGCCAAAACUGUCUCACUCAUGUCUCAAUGAAUACAAUCUGUUGACAAAUAUCUAUAUUGAUAUAUAAAAUCAUAGAAAAGUUA